Closterium sp. Yama58-4 is the source of this 2061-nucleotide messenger RNA. The record is from the annotation of a GenBank genome assembly. Lineage: Eukaryota; Viridiplantae; Streptophyta; Zygnematophyceae; Desmidiales; Closteriaceae.
AUGUUCUCGCAGGCAGUUUUGUAUGGAUGCGAGUGGUGCCCACGCCUGUACGCGUCGCGUAGCGGCUUGUUCGGACACUGGCGACGUAGCAAUGAGUGUCGUCUCUGUCGAACGCACUUCAUCAUGUCGACGCCGGCUUACUCCCCAGACGAUGGCGACUCCGAAAGCGAGGACGAGGCUGUCCCUGAACCAACCACCGCCGGCGUAGAGGAAGCCACCGGCGGUGCACCUGAGCAGAUAGAGCCUGCCGGCCGACGAUGGAUUUACAAUCAGCGACGAAGGGUCCGAUUCGGGAUGACUCUGCUGAUGUCCCGGCGGGUCUACGCGACGACGCCAUUCACCAUCCCCGGCUGGCCAUCCGCGUUCGAGGUUACUCAUACCAGUGGCAAGGAGGCUGUCCUGGAGCUAUUCGGGAACCCCGAGAAUGCUGAAGGUAUCGUCCUGUUCGCGACACAGGAGAACUCAGCUGCGGGGCGUGUCUACACGACGCCGCAGUCGGCAAGGUAUUGGCAAGAAGCGCAGAAGGCUGCCGUGGAAAUGUUCGGUGAAGGGGCCGUCGUUGUGCCGCUUAUCUUGUCUAGCGACGCGACUGUCGUCAGUGGAAACGAGCGCGUUCGGGUCUGGGCUGUCUACAUCUCCAUUGCCAACAUUCCGCUUCGUCGCCGAUGGCUUGAUUGCGGCAAGAUCCUUCUCGCACUCCUGCCAUUUCCACCGAGCAACAUGACCCCGGCGAUGAAAGUGGAGCUCUUUCAGGCGGCAAUGAAGAUUGUGCUAGCGGAUUUGAUCGUCGCGAGUCACACCGGGCUGGCGGCUACGGAUCCGUCGGGGGAGUCGCGCUUCAUUGUGCCUCUGCUCUUCUCCUACGUCGCGGACUACCCAGAGACGUGCAAAGUCUCAUGCACGCAGCAGCUGGGCUCCGCCAAGCCUUGCUCCCUGUGCGCCGUCGACUGUGCAGACUUACGCGACAUGGACCGUGAAGCUGCGCCCUAUCGGACCGUGGAAGGGCAGGAGGCACUCCUGGACGACCCAGAGCAGGCGAAGCUGUUCUCGACAUUGAAUGUGGCGAGCUUCCUGUGGGCCUUUAACUUCAGCCGGACACCCUGGGGCAACACAUAUCUCUCGCAGAUGCCAGACAUUCUGCAUGCGAUUUACAUCGGGUUUUGGCUAUACAUCAGGGGAGUGCUUCGUGGCACGUUUCAUGAUGCACUUCACAAGGACCAGUGCAUGACAACUCUGUACCCCGACGCCCGCCUCGCUGGGAUUCUCGUACCAGGGAAUGGUCACUACUGGGCCAGUGGAGCCAACUUCACGGCGUCCGAGCAUGCGGCGGUAAUGAUGAUUGUGCCAUUUGUCCUGGAGGGAGACGCGGAGAUCAUGGACCAGCUGACACUUGUGGCGGUGCUCCAGUGGCACGAGUCGUGCGUGCGCGCGACAUCGCACACUGACCAGAGCCUCGCGGAGUUUGAGACGGCAACGAGGCGCAUGAUCCAAAGCGUGGAGUCCGCCUUUCCACGCAGCGGCGCGGGCUGGAACCUUAUCAAGGUUCACCUCAUGACGCAUUUUCCGGAUGCGAUCCGCCGCGGAGGCCUACUGUGGGAGUAUUCGGCCGCGGUGUUCGAGAAUGCGCACAUCCGGACAUGCAAGCUCCCCUACCGCGCAUCGAACCACCGCCAGCCUGCGCAGGCAAUUGCGGCGCACAAUGUCCGCGCAUCCGCUCUUGCUCAGCUUGCUUCAGCCCUACCUGGGCGUCGGCGCAACCAGACGGCGCUGCUGCGGGCGGUGGCGUCGGGCACACCGCAGCUCACUCUGGCCCGGAAGUCGCUCACGGACCGCCCCACGAGCGGGAGCGAUGCGGCGUCCGUGUUUGAGGAGAUUGGGCGGCCUGCUCCUGUACUACGACACGGUGAUGCGCAACGCUGGCCUGCGGCCGCUCCCGGCCUGGGCCCACACGGCUUUGGCGCUGCCUACCAUGCCCACAGAUUUCGGCCUCAUAAGGCCCCACUACGCAAGGGCAGCGGCGUCCCUGCACGGGCACACUGCCUUCUCGUGUGUGGAGUAUGA